AUGGCCGCCUCAACCAACCGAUCGUUCGAAUACUUGGAGCAGCUGCCUGGCUUGACUUUUCAGAAGCUGUACCAGCAGCCUUCGACAGCUCUUGCAAUCUUCCGGCGCAUGCUUCCCGACCUUGCAAAAUGCCUUGUGAUGGCCGUGCUCUACAUGCGAGACCCUCUUCCGGCGGCAGAUCUCGAGUUAUGGGUCAAAGCAGAGAGCAAGAAAGAGCGGGACCAUGCUAUAUCCAUCCUGGGAAGACUUCACAUCAUGACGAAUACGAUGACCUCGAAUCAAGUCCGAGCGUACAUGGUGACAAAUCCGUUCGCUUCAUCUUUGCGUCAAGCCCUUACUGGUGCUGAGAAUUCUCAGUCUUUUGGUGUACCUUGCUCGACUCCCGAUCCGAACGCUGUGUCGAUCGCAGAUCUAGAUGAAUAUGCGCGGAGGCAAUGGGAGGGUGUUCUCGGAUACAUGGUUGGGACUAGUGGACCUGGUGUUCGCGAAACCGUUAGCCUCAGUCGAGGUGUAAAACAACUCUUACAGGCUGGCCAUCUCGUCGAGAUUCACCACGGACGAGUUGACAUCACUCAAGAUGGUUUCGCCUUUGUGUUGCAAGAUGUGAACACUCAGGUUUGGCAGAUCAUCAUCCUAUACGUUGAAAGCGCCAAAGCAUUACAAGUCAACGACGUAGAAGUGCUUUCUUUCAUAUUUCUUCUAAGUAGCCUUGAGCUUGGCCAGUCGUAUGAAAAGAGGCAUCUCACACCGGACCAACUGCGCGCUCUGGCAGAUUUGACAGAUUUUGGCAUUAUAUAUCAGCAUGCACCAGCAUCUGAAGCUGACCGAUUCUAUCCUACACGCUUAGCAACCACACUCACUUCCGACUCCAGUGCUCUUAGUAACACGAUGUCAAGCUCGUUAUCAGCGCAAACAAACGCCGCUACGGGAGAACCAGGAUCAGGAUUCAUCAUCAUCGAGACAAACUACCGUCUUUACGCAUACACAUCGUCACCCCUUCAAAUCUCUCUCAUCGCACUAUUCACAACGCUCAAGUACCGGUUUCCAAACCUCGUCACUGGUAAAAUUACACGACAAUCCAUCCGUCGUGCUGUUGAAAUGGGUAUUACAGCCGACCAAAUUAUAUCCUAUCUAUCUACUCAUGCACACCCUCAAAUGCGGAAAGAAGGCGCAGUCAAAUCCACCUCGAAUACGGCUGGAAUACCGCGGUCAGUGCUACCGCCCACAGUGGUCGAUCAGAUUCGACUCUGGCAACUUGAGAGGGACCGCAUCAAAGCCACUCCGGGGUUUUUGUUCAAAGAAUUUGCUUCUCUCGCAGAAUACGAGGGUCCAUGCCGUUAUGCAGAGGAAAUUGGAGUCUUGGUCUGGAAGUCAGACCGUAAGCGCAUGUUCUUUGUGACUCGAUAUGAACAAAUAGUUUCUUAUCUGAAAAGUCGAAGUGCAUAA
Messenger RNA from Talaromyces marneffei, 1446 nucleotides. RefSeq lists its product as uncharacterized. Gene Ontology annotation, molecular function: double-stranded DNA binding; ATPase activator activity. Bases 1 to 1446 code for a protein of 481 amino acids. Gene Ontology annotation, cellular component: transcription factor TFIIH holo complex; transcription factor TFIIH core complex. The transcript is spliced from 3 exons. Gene Ontology annotation, biological process: nucleotide-excision repair. The record is from RefSeq and is a predicted model, not a curated record. NCBI's taxonomy places the organism in Eukaryota, Fungi, Ascomycota, Eurotiomycetes, Eurotiales, Trichocomaceae.